Melanotaenia boesemani (Boeseman's rainbowfish) is the source of this 2767-nucleotide messenger RNA. Its product is annotated as T-box transcription factor TBX3-like. Gene Ontology annotation, molecular function: RNA polymerase II cis-regulatory region sequence-specific DNA binding; DNA-binding transcription factor activity, RNA polymerase II-specific. The transcript is spliced from 7 exons. Lineage: Eukaryota; Metazoa; Chordata; Actinopteri; Atheriniformes; Melanotaeniidae. Bases 259 to 2127 code for a protein of 622 amino acids. Gene Ontology annotation, cellular component: nucleus. The record is from RefSeq and is a predicted model, not a curated record. Gene Ontology annotation, biological process: positive regulation of DNA-templated transcription; regulation of transcription by RNA polymerase II; cell fate specification.
ACCUUACCUUCGUGCUUCCCUCUGCCCUCGCUCCUCUCGUCGAUGCGUCAGCGUUCGGGGCUCAGACGGUUGAAGUUGAAAACAAUCUUUACGCACGCUUCCCGAAGUGCGUCGCCCUCCCCUUGAGUGAGUCUGCCUGUGGACCCCUGCUUUUGGAGAUGUGGAAAUCUGAAGUCAAGACUUGUUUUUCAAAAUGAAAGAAAUCCAGCAAGUCUGGAGAAAGCGCACGGAUUGAGACUAGUCAGUUUGAAUGUCCCGAUGAGAGAUCCAGUUGGUACAGCGGCUCCCAUGGCUUAUCACCCUUUCAACGUUCAACGAGCGGGUGCCUUCUCUUUGCACAACCUACUGCCUCGCGCUCAGUCUUCAUUUUUCCCUGCGGUGACUCUCCCGGACGUUGCUUCGCUCUCUGACCCCCUGCUUGAGCCACCUGCCUCCGAUUCAGGGCUACGCUUAGCUUUGCAACGCCAGAACCGGCCGGUGCGCUCACAGUCCACGAUAAGCCCGCAGUUUGAAGAAUGGCUCGAUGAGGACCCGAAAGUAAUACUGGAAUCAAAGAAUCUAUGGAGUGAAUUUCACAAGAUGGGGACUGAGAUGGUUAUCACUAAAUCGGGAAGAAGGAUGUUUCCACCCUUCAAAGUGCGUGUAAAUGGGCUGGAGGAAACUGCAAAAUAUAUCCUGUUGAUAGAUAUCGUGGCUGUUGAUGACUGCCGCUACAAGUUUCAUAACUGCCGCUGGAUGGCAGCUGGAAAAGCUGACCCAGAGAUGCCAAAGCGCAUGUACAUCCAUCCAGACAGUCCAUCCAAAGGGGAGCACUGGAUGAGCAAGCCUGUUGCAUUUCAUAAACUCAAACUUACCAAUAAUAUUUCAGACAAGCAUGGAUUUACUAUUUUACAUUCCAUGCAUAAAUACCAACCCAGAUUUCAUAUUGUGAAAGCCAACGACAUCAUGAAGCUUCCAUACAGCACCUUCAGGACGUAUGUUUUUCCAGAGACAGAGUUCAUUGCUGUUACUGCCUAUCAGAACGAAAAGAUUACUCAACUAAAAAUUGACAACAACCCCUUUGCCAAAGGAUUCAGAGACACUGGAAAUGGGAGACGAGAAAAGAGGAUUAAACAGUCAGGUUCACCUUUGCUAAAUGAGAACCAGAGCAAAGCAGACCAGGACUGUGCUGAUUCUGAUGACUCGUGUGAGCAACCCAGCACCAGCAAAUCUUGUUAUUCUCCUGUGGAACUAGGCAGCAGCCCUCUGAUGCCCUCAACACCCUGUCAAGAUGAGACCAAUAUUGGAAGUGAUUCAGAUAGUGAUCUUCAGGAUGAUGCCAUUUCUGAAGCAAGCUGCUCCAGAAUUUCGCAUACCUUGGCUAUGAGUCUGAUGAGUGAGGAGAUACUGCAAAUCAAGACUGACCAUAGCAACAGCAAUCAUCAUGGAACAAAGGAGAGAACAAUAUGCAGAACACCAUAUGAAAGGUACUCUUUGGAUUUGAGUGCCUCAGAAAAGCAUAGAAGUAAAAUCAAAGAUGUAGUCCUGCCUUUAAUGGUGCCGCCCUGGAGCUCGUCAUCCUUCAGUGAUAGACACAGUCAGACUUUGGAUUCUCCGCUUGUGUGCACCCAGCCGUUCGUUAGGCUUGGGGCCCCGCUGUUAUUUCAAGCAGGACCGUUUUCAAUAACGCCAGAAACUGUUUCUACUGUGGAUGUGAGACCUGGAUUUUCCUCGUCGCCUGAAGUAAGGGAUUUAGGAACUGGAACCCUGUCUUCUCGAAGCUUUGCAUCUUCUGCUCCGUUUAAGGUUUACUCGACACAGCACACGCAGGCAUCUCAGGGCGUGCCGCUCACAUCAUUUGGAGGGAUGAUGUCAUAUCCAUACCGCUACAUGGCCAUACCAGGUGCAGUUGCUCCAGAUCUCCCCACCUGCUCUGCCACCGCAUCGCUCACUAGAAGCUAUCACCACAGCAGCACUCGGCCUUUGUUGCAAUUCAGCCCGUAUAAGAUCCCAACAUCUUUCAGACCACAUUUACAACCAGAACUGUCCAAAUCUGGAAGCAGAGACUCAAGGCUUGUGUCAGAAAAUCAGCAUUGCAAAGCAAAGGUCAAGCAGAAGACUAUUCCAUCCAUUGUGACAUACAACUAAUGAACUGCUGUGCUUUCAUAUCCUACAUUAUCCUACACUGUAGACUUUUUUUUGUGGUAGAUCCAGGUUUACCACACAAGUUUAUGAAGUUGCUGUUUAAUUAUGUUCCAUGGUAUAAUUAUAAAUCUGUUUAAUAAAUAUUUAUCUCUUAAUUUGCAGGUCAAGAUAUUCGUCUUGUUUAGCAUCCCCUUUAUCUACUUACAUCAGUGUUUUAGAUCCUGGCUGGAUGUUAAAACCAUGCAAUUUGAAUGUUAUUGAAGCAUUUGGUUGUACAAAUGUUUAUAAGAAACUUUUAUAUUUCUAAAUCAAACACUUAAAUUUUCAAACCAAAUACAGCCAAGCUUUAAUAGAAACCUUAGUGUCUUUUGUAGAGCAAAAAAAAAAAAAACACCUAAUCAGAGUUUAAGUCACUGGCUUAGAGGUCAGUUAAAAUGAAUACUUAUCUAUAUUUCCAGAAAUUGAGCUAUUAAAAUAAUAAUGCUUUAAGUGGAAAUGUCAGUAAGUUAAACAUGUGCUUUAAAUGUCAUUAAAACAGUUUUACUCUGUUUAAUAUUGUAAAUAUUUAACUUCUUUUUUGUUUGUUUUUAAUGUUUGGUUUCAUUUUCUGUAUGUUGUGUUAAAAUUCAAAGCCUUUUGUUAC